AUGUGGUCGUUUCGUCUCGUUCUUUUCACCAUCGUUGCUCAGUUUCUACUUCAGACGUCGGCAAAGCAAGACGCAACCAGCGAGUCAAGUCUUACAGCUUGGACAAUAGAUACUCACAAUGUGACAUCUGCUCGCUAUUCAGACAAUCCUUCUAUUCAAUUAUCUUUCUCGCCGACGUCAGUUCAGGCCGUGGUUUCAACUGGACUAUUUCCAAGAACCAUUACGAGUUUAUCAACCACUGUCAUAACCGUCACCCCAGACUGUGCGUGUGCCAAAACACCUAGCACUCCUGAAUCAAACCUACUCUCGGCAACAUCGUCCUCAUUGAAAGCCAUUUCAUCACCGCAUCUCUCUACGCCUCAAAAAGUUGUUUAUACACCAUCACCAUUACCAUACAACGGUACUAAGCCAGGCAGAUUAACAACGGCUUCAUCCUCGAUUAGAGCAAUUUCAUCAUCGGGACUUCCCUUGCUUCAACAAACUACACCUACCGUACGGCCUGGCAUCUUCGUCGUGCCCUCAGCUUCGCGACUUAGCUCAUCUUCGUGUUCGGAUGAAAGCUACAGCAGCAUAUCUAUAAGGUCAACACAUUUUCCACUUAAUCCUAUUACUAUCCCCGGUACAACAGUAGCAUAUGCUACAGCCUCAGCCAAGACUAUUAUAGAUGGAUCAGGCGUUGGUCUUGCUACAGAAACGAUGGCAACAACAUUGGUGACUGGGGAUAACCUCGAUUUACUCAUUACUCUUUACGAAACUGUCACAAAAUUUUAUACCACCACCACUAUGGAAACGACAAUUAUUGGCACAAGAACAGUUACAAAAACGAUAACCCCGCCGGUGACCACAAGAACGAUCACGACUACCUCCAUUGCAACGUCAAUUGGUGCUACCACUAUCGUGUCCACUAAGAUUCUAACUACGGCCGGCCCUGUUGAGACAAUUACCUCCAGUCUUCCAGCGAAGACGGUGACAGUCACCAAUGGAGCCCCUGGUUUUGAGGGGACCAUAACGGUAACGAAGGCAGGAUCAUCAUAUGCUAUUAUCCAUACCGAAACGGCAGAUUCAACGGUCUUCAUGACAUCAAACUCUCCAUUUACCAAAACAAUUGUUCAAGACCACACAUCAACUGUCACCGAGACUAUUUCCGCGUCAAAUCCUCCAGUUAUUAGACCCUCUACCAACGAACAGACAGUGACACUGGCCGUGACGGAGCAGACUACCUUACCUGGUCCUGCUUAUACGGUUGACGAGACUCAGACUGUGAGUGAGUUAGUGACCCUCACUGACUCUACAGUUAUCAGUGCAACGGCCACAGAUGUCACGAGAACGCUAACUGAUAUUGUAUCCCUAACACCCACCAUGAACGCAAACACAAGGCCUCCUAUUACAGAAGUCGAUGCAGUAACAGCCGAAACGACAGAAGCUUCAGCUACCAUGGCCGAGCAGACAGCAAUUACCAUUUUUUCGACCACCACAGAUGUCAUACCCUCAGUGUCACGGACUUCCAUAGGAUCUCUCGGGACAGAUUUUUACAGCGAGACGGUCACGGUAGCCAAAGUGACAGCCAUUCCGGCUAUUCCAGCAACCGGAGGUAAUACACAAGGAGAUUCUGCUAUCAGCACUCCUGAAGACCAUACAUCAAUCUCAGCUGCUACUACGACAGCCUCAUCAAGCCUGACAUUAUGCACAAGCAGAGUUGUGAACCCGACAUAUACACCCGCUGCUGCAUUACCCCGAAAUUACACAUGGGGCUGUCCUCCGGGCACGCUUUGCCAUCCGCCACAAGUCGAUUGUAAUUUUGAGGUUGGUCCACCAGCAGACUCAUAUUACUGCAGUCCGGAUGAAUGUAUCCCAAACCCCAAGCUCUUGCCACCUCAAUCAUGGGGACCCGAAGUGUCAUCGGACGAGAUUGGACACUUCGAUGUUUCUCCGGGUUACUUCAAUUUGGAUCCGACGGCGUUUAACCUGACCUAUGGUAUCUUUGAUUUCCCCUCGGGCAUUCAGCUAAGUGAUACGAUGAGUAAAGCAAGACGUUCCUUUGCUUCAUUUUUCAGCAGCAAAUUCAAAAACCAACCACGAGCCUUGUCAUCGGGAGGGGGCGCACAGCCAAUACCUGGUGUAUGUUAUGACGAAUGCAAUGAUUGCAUGCUCGAAGCCGAAUCAGAAGGCAAAACUCAGGCUCUAUGCGCAGCAGACUCGGCAUUUGAGAAAUUUCUGGGCUACUGUAACUCAUGUAUUGAUUUGCAUUCAAACAGCGGCAGUGGAUCUAUCACUUCUAGUAUCCCUCAGUUUCAGCAAUUCUUAUCAUAUUGUGACACUGUGGGUAGCAGUAGCGGUAGCAGUAGCAGUGGCUCUGGAUCUUCAUCUCAGUCUGAAGAGUCUUCUUCUUCUUCUUCCUCCUCCUCCUCUUCUUCCUCAUCAUCAACAUCUUCGGAUACAACGGAUGAUUCUCAAAAUGUUUCCACCAGCGACACGUCACCGCCUGAUAAGCCAUCUCCAUCUUCCAGUGAACCUGUUGGUGUUGAUCCCAUAACAGCUUCUGUUACACACAGUGCCACAGUUUCCGCGUCUGAUAAGAGCCGGUCAACUACAAGCAAAGAGUCUGCACCGUCGGGAAUUUCACAAUCACUCUCGACAGCCUCAACAUUAACGUCUGGUGGCUCUUCCUCUUCCUUCUCCGAAGCCCCAUUGCCAACUUCCACAACACUAUCUAGCAGUGUAACAUCUGCCGGUCAUGGCAACACCAGUACACAACCCGGCAAUUCAUCUUCUUCAGGCGAAGCAUCAGCUACAGAAACCUCACACCCUGAACCCGAAGGCGAAGGUCCAGUUGUGACAUGCGGCAAUGGCUCUGUUGCGACGUCUACUUGCUCAAAUCAAGCGAUGGCGACUUCAGCAUCAACUUCAUCAUCUCAAGCCGGUGUCGGUUCCGGUGCUAGUAGUGAUGGACCUGGACCUGGCGCAGGUCCAGCCGGUUCUGGCAGUAAUAAUUCCUCAUCUUCAGACUCCUCCACCUCGUCGUCGUCCUCACCAUCAUCUCUAUCUGGGAUGUACACCGGAGGAAGUUCCAGACAACGGAGAAUGAAUACACAAGUCUCUGUUACUGCGCUGACAUUAUUGUUGACCGUUCAAUUUUGA
Messenger RNA from Talaromyces atroroseus, 3138 nucleotides. RefSeq lists its product as hypothetical. The record is from RefSeq and is a predicted model, not a curated record. Bases 1 to 3138 code for a protein of 1045 amino acids. The transcript has 2 exons. Lineage: Eukaryota; Fungi; Ascomycota; Eurotiomycetes; Eurotiales; Trichocomaceae.